Meloidogyne enterolobii is the source of this 717-nucleotide messenger RNA. The record is from the annotation of a GenBank genome assembly. NCBI's taxonomy places the organism in Eukaryota, Metazoa, Nematoda, Chromadorea, Rhabditida, Meloidogynidae.
AUGGCCGCAAAUUUAGCCUUAAAAACUUCAAGUCAACCUUCUUAUUUCUACCUUUUCAAAUCUCCAACAAUAAUUAUGCCUCCUGUUGGAAUUAUGCGUCGGUUAGUUUAUAGUCCCUCUUCCCGUUUGUUCUACAAGCAAGUUUUUGAGAAAAAUUUUACAAGAGAAAAGUUUUUUAAUGGAGCUAUUAUGGCAACAAGACUGGCAGCGUUAAAUUUAAGAGAACACAAAUGGGACAAAUUUCAAGAAAUUUCAACAAAAAAUUUGACAAAUUAUUUAAUAAAUAGAUUACCUCAAAUUAAAGAAGAAGACCUUUAUCAAAAUCUUAAUUUUACACAAAACCAAAUUGUUUGUGGAUUUAUUUAUUCUUCCUUUUUUUCUUGUGAUAGUAUUGUUAGAGCAUUUCUUUCAUCCAAACGGGAGGAUUUAACAUAUAACAGCAUGUUUGUAUUUUUUAUUGACAAAACUAUAGAAAAACAGCAAAAUUUGGAAGACCUAAAAUUCAAAGAAGAUGAAGAAGAAAAUAUUAAUUUAUGGCGUCCAACAACUCGUUCAAUUUCAAAAUUGUUGAAAAAACCAGAAAAUUUGUUAAUUUGCAAUAUAUCGUUAGCUAGGCAUUUGGGCGGUCAAACACCUGCAAAUUUUGGACGUUGGAAAAUUACUGAAUUAAAUUUUUUUGAUUGUAAAUAUGCAAUAAAUGAACAACAUUGUUAUUAA